This is a messenger RNA of Bombus terrestris (buff-tailed bumblebee), 3156 nucleotides long. RefSeq names its product short stature homeobox protein 2-like. The transcript is spliced from 4 exons. Gene Ontology annotation, biological process: regulation of transcription by RNA polymerase II. Gene Ontology annotation, molecular function: sequence-specific double-stranded DNA binding; DNA-binding transcription factor activity, RNA polymerase II-specific. The record is from RefSeq and is a predicted model, not a curated record. Gene Ontology annotation, cellular component: nucleus. NCBI's taxonomy places the organism in Eukaryota, Metazoa, Arthropoda, Insecta, Hymenoptera, Apidae. The coding region runs from base 855 to 2126 and encodes 423 amino acids.
UCGAAAAGAUUCGACGCUUUGGGUGUAUAGAACGUCGUAGAGCGCUGGAGAUAAGAAAGAAAUAAAGAAAUCAACCUUCCUGACACGAUUCCAUCGUUACUUAUGUACUUAAAUUUCUAUCCUUUAAACUAGUGUUUAUUCGCUCCCCCUAUUUUUCGAUUAAUUAAUAUAUUCCAAGCUUACCCUUCAAACCCAGUCAUUGACGAUUAGAGGUUGCUUCAAUUCUCCCCUUUUAAUCUAAUCUGCUGCCGUUUUUCCAAAAACUUUCCAAACUCGUCUCUAUUCCUCGUUGAAAGACGUCUCUAGACAAAUCUAUCAAGAGUAAAUCAUUUUAAACCGAUCGUCAUUCUUCAGAGCGGUCGCAGGCUAUCACGGCAUAGACGUCAUCGAUGGGAAUCGUGAGCGUGCAUCGUUUUCACCUAAAACUAGCAUCCACGGGGACGAGGAGCGUGUCCUCCAGGGAGGAGGAAUUGUCCCGACGUCACCGAGGGUGGGUGGUUGCGAACGAGGAGCUCGUAAACGUGGUGGUCGUCGAGCUACACACACUACCAGCCAUCUAGAGCAACGGAGAGAGGAACAGAGCGAAAGACGUGGGAUAGCCAAACGCUGGCCAACGUAGGCAGCUCGGCCAUCGGUAGGUGGUAGUUUGCGCUUCGCGGGUGGAAAAGCGGGCGCAAAUGCUAAUGAGCCUCGGUUUACGGGUAGUAGCCGGUGGUAGAGGGGGCGAACGAUCGAAGGGUGAGAGGAGAAGGGUGUCGAAGGUCGAUGGUGGUCGACAGGGAUGCGGAGAGGAACAGGAAGGCAAGAGGGCGUAGCGGAAACGCCUACGAGCCGCUCGAUUGGCCGGCGUCCGAAUGGCGUCCUGGGGGACGCGUGGCGUCGCGACGCCGACCGUCAGCUACCACCGACCAGCCACCUUCGUGCACCCCCUUCGGUGCUCUCGUCCUCGGCGACGAGGUCGACGCGAGAGCCGCGUCGUCGCGCGAGUCUUCUCCGCGAGGAUGGAGCAGCUCGCCCAGUUCGUUUCCAAGAGCUUCGACAACGCGGCUGGCGAACACGCGCCAUGCAGGACAACCACCGAACGACCUCCGUCCGCGAGGAUCACCCUCAGUGUCGCGCAUUUGCUCGGCGAUUCUGCGGAGAACGAUGGCAAUGUCGGUGCAGGGACGAGCGAAUCCGCUCAAGAUCCAUCGAGCGUCGAGGCGAGCAGCGUGGAUGAACCGCCGUCGCCGGAAGGCCGCCUCCAACCGGAAGAUCUCUCCGUUACGACCAAGAGCAAGGAGGCGAAAGACGUGGUUAACACCGUGGACAGCCUUCCGCCUCUAAAAACACCGGAAUUAAAGCUCUCCGUAAGAAAAUUGCUAGGAUGCAGUCCGUCGCCACCACCGAUUUCGAGAGAUCGAUCAGCUAGCCCCGAAAAUUGUGUCGAAUUGAAAAGUCAAGCUUCUAACGAAGCGAAAUCGUCGGAUUUGAAGCUACAGUCGCAGGUUUCGAGGUCUUUGAUGCAGGGACAGGAAGAAAGUACGAAAGGAUCGAACUGCCGUAACAGCGGAAACGGAAACGGGAAACAGAGAAGAUCUCGAACGAAUUUCACUUUGGAACAAUUGGCUGAAUUGGAAAGGCUGUUCGACGAGACGCAUUAUCCUGACGCGUUCAUGAGAGAAGAACUGAGCCAGAGACUCGGUUUAAGCGAGGCGAGAGUUCAAGUCUGGUUUCAGAAUCGACGUGCCAAGUGCCGCAAACACGAGAGUCAAUUGCAUAAAGCAGGUGGAAUGGUGCUGGCUCCUCGAAGUCCGCCAGCGACCCUGGAACCGUGUCGAGUGGCGCCGUAUCUGCCGGCCUUGAGGUUACACCCCCCAAUGCAAGGUGCCGGUGGCAACAUGACCACCGCGGCAGGUUCUGCGUUCGACCCAGCUGUCCUCCAUUACGCGGCAGCCGGCGGUCUUUUCUGUCUUCCACCACCGCCGCCACCGCCACCGACGUCCAGUCAUCCGCACCCUCAUCCCCUGAGUUUGGCGGCUUCGUUGGCUGCGGCCGCAGCACGUUCCAAAAAUAGCAGCAUCGCGGAUCUGAGGCUGAAGGCCAGACGACACCAGGAAGCACUGGGACUCGACAGGCCUGCGUAAAACGAAAAAACUCCGACUUCGAAGUCGACUAACAGCGAUUGUUGCUGUUUCCUUGCACGGUGGUGAGUAUGGUAUCGUUCAGAGAGUUUCUCCGUAUGAUUCGUUGGGUUUCGAGGUUUAUUCGAAGAUUAUUUCGACGAUAGGAAGCGUCUUCGAUCUUGCAGAAUAUUUUCUUCUAUUCGCUUUUUGGUGUGAGAAGUAACAGGAGUGGUUUUGAGGGGAAAAGUUUGAGAUCGGAUAAAGUAGAUUUCUUUUGGAAUUAUUUUAGAAGAAUAAAGUUGAUCGUAGCCGACUCACCACCGUUGUGAAACUGUGCAGGUGAAUAUUGAUUCGCUUAGAGUAUUUGGCAAGCACUUGACUUCUUGGUUGUCGGGUGUUAUCAAGAUACUCGCUUCGCGUAUUAAAUUUUCUAACAAUAACGAAGAUGUUCUUCUCAAGUAAAUCAUCUUGCAUUCUUUUGUUUUAUUUAAUUUUAUUACAUCUAUCGUAGCUAUUUUUUGACGAUUUGGCGAAGCUCUGCAAAAUCAUGAUGCAAGGAUACUCGUCAGCGAGACAGCUGCAUCAGUUCGUGUCCGAGAAGUACAAACGGAGACUCGUUGUGUAUAAAGUGAACAAUUUCCGGGAGAAGUGUGUAUUAUACAUAUAAUAUAAAGUAUUAUACAUAAAUAUAAAUAGUCGAGGGUCAGUAGUAGCUGGGCUUGGAAAUAACGAGUCGGUGAGAAGUUGCAUCCGUCGGAACGGUCGAAAUUUCUCAUUCCGAGACGAAUAAAUUCUUUGUAUUUCGAUUUUUAUUUUCUUCGUUGAACCACGAAGUGAAUAUCAACGAAAUUCUGAAAAUGCAUGGAACGAUGUUGUAGAAUGAUGGGUGUGAAAAAUUCAGAGAUAUCGAUAGGUGUCUAGCGUCUCCAGACGAUUAAAACGAAUUCGGCGAUGGCGUGUUGAGGAUACAUGAUUGUUCUUGAAUACAUGAUUGUCACACUGUAUACUAUUAGCUUUAAAAUAUAUAAACUUAAAUCUUGUGCGAGUCGUG